Messenger RNA from Gigantopelta aegis, 2664 nucleotides. RefSeq lists its product as uncharacterized. Lineage: Eukaryota; Metazoa; Mollusca; Gastropoda; Neomphalida; Peltospiridae. The transcript has a single exon. Gene Ontology annotation, molecular function: nucleic acid binding. Bases 1 to 2664 code for a protein of 887 amino acids. Gene Ontology annotation, biological process: DNA integration. The record is from RefSeq and is a predicted model, not a curated record.
AUGUCAGAUAUCAAGGAUAUGUAUCCCGAGUUGGAAAAGACAACCGGAACACUACCCGGAACAUAUUCAAUUAAAAUUGAUCCAUCCGUACCACCUGUUGUACAUGGACCGCGAAGGCAACCACAAGCAUUGCACAAGCAAAUUGUUGACAAGCUUAAAGAGAUGGAAAGCCAAGGUCACAUUGUGAAAGUGACUGAGCCCACUGACUGGGUCAGUUCUAUGGUCACGGUGGUCAAGAACGGAAAAGUUCGUAUUUGCAUAGAUCCAAAGGAUCUAAACAAAGCAAUACGUCGUGAGAACUAUCCAAUUCCUACUGUCGAGGAAGUCGUAGCAUCUAUGCCAGAUGCGAAAGUAUUUUCGGUGAUAGAUGCAAAAUCUGGUUUUCUACAAAUCAAGCUGAAUUACGAGUCCAGUUUGCUCACAACCUUUAAUACACCGAUUGGACGUUAUCGUUGGCUCCGUCUUCCCUUUGGAAUCAAAUCAGCACCAGAAAUGUUUCAGCGUAUCAUGGAUACAAUGCUGGAAGAUGUUGAAGGCGCAAGAGCUAUAAUGGAUGAUAUUAUAGUUGCAGCAAAAUCACCACGAGAACAUGAUCGGAUCAUGAAAGCAGUGAUCACAAAAGCGACUGAGUGGAACUUGAAGCUUAAUUUUGAUAAAUGCCAGAUAAAACAAUCCCAAGUGAAGUAUGUGGGACACUUGGUCACAAAACAAGGUCUCAAACCCGAUCCGGAUAAAGUCCGAGUGGUCCUGGAAAUGCCUACUCCUGAGAGUAAGGAGGAUACUCGUCGAUUCCUUGGAUUUGUUCAAUACCUGUCAAAGUUUCUGCCUAGCAUGAGCUCAGUCGACUCUCCGCUCCGAGAACUCACACGAAAAGAUGUAGAGUUUCACUGGGACAAACCCCAAGAACAAAGCUUUCAGAAACUGAAAGAAAUGUGCUGUACUGCACCAGUGUUGACAUACUAUGAUGUACACAAAGAACUAACUAUUCAAUGUGAUGCAAGGAGUUAUGCUGUAGGAGGAGUGCUACUUCAAGAAGGUCGCCCAGUUGCUUACACAUCGCGUGCUUUAACUGAUACUGAAUCGAAGAAUGCCCAGAUUGAAAAAGAAAUGUUGGCAAUUUUGCAUUGUGGUAAAAGGUUUCAUCAUUACAUUUUCGGCAAAUAUGUGAAAUUUGAAACAGACCACAAACCCCUACAAGCUAUUUUUGCAAAACCAUUGCUGUCAGCACCAAUGAGAUUACAAGCCAUGAUGUUGAGGCUGCAACCAUACGACCUUGAAGUCAAAUACAAGCCAGGAAAAGAUAUUCCACUUGGUGACGCACUAAGUCGUGCAAAUCUGCCUGAAGCAGAACCAGAUGUUGAACCAAUAAUGGUUAACAUGAUCGACUACAUUGCGGUAUCUCCGACUCGAUACAAACAGUUUCAGCAGAGAACUGCCAAUGAAUUGAAUGAACUUCAUGGCAUGAUACUAAAAGGUUGGCCUGAUACGAUAGAGGAAACACCUCACUGCAUCAGACCAUACUGGACAACAAGAGACGAACUUUCAGUUGCUGAUGGUAUUAUCUACAAAGGCAUGAGAAUUGUUGUACUACCAUCAAUGAGAUCAGACAUGCUCGCACAGAUUCAUGAGACUCAUCUUGGCAUCACAAAGUGCAAGCAACGAGCACGUGAGGCACUCCACUGGCCAGGAAUCAAUCAACAGAUUGAAAAUAUUGUAAACGAUUGUGUAAAGUGCAACACGUUUCAAAACAAGCAGAAUUCUGAAUCACUCAUUCCGACACUCAUUCCCAACUUGCCGUGGAAUGAGGUUGCGUCAGACAUAUUUGAAUUCGGACAUAUUCAUUAUCUGUUGACAAUGGACUACUACUCCAAAUUUAUUGAAGUGGAUCCUCUACAUGAUCUUUCAAGUUCUGCAACGAUCGAUGCCAUCAAGUCACAGUUCAGUCGUCAUGACAUCCCAGAGAAGUUGAACACUGACAAUGGACCUCAGUUCUCAUCCCGCGAGUUCUCAAUGUUCUGUGAAGAUUACCAAAUAGAACAUACUACGUCUUCUCCACACUAUCCACAGUCAAACGGUGAAGCUGAGAGAGGAGUUCAAAUAGUGAAAAGACUAUGGGAGAAAACUCCAGACAAACAUCUAGCAUUACUAGAUUACCGUACAACUCCCUUGUCCAGUUGUGGCUUAUCACCAGCUCAACUGUUGAUGAGUCGUAGACCAAGGAACAAACUUCCAACAGCUCGAGAAUUGCUAAAGCCAAGGGCACACAGUCCAACUGAAGUGAAGAGACUAUUAACUAAAGACAAAAUCAAACAGCAGCAUUACUACAACACAAAAGCUGGGAAAGAUUUACCAGUACUUGUUCCUGGUGAUCCCGUAAGAAUGUUACCCUUUCCAGGAUCCAAGCUUUGGUUGCCAGCAAAGGUUGUUGAUCACCACAAUUCUCCACGAUCUUAUAUUGUCGAAUACAACGGAAAAAAAUACAGACGUAACAGAAAGCAUCUUCAUCUGUCAACAUACAGAGCCAGGGAACAAGAUCUUCGCUUGUCGACUGUCUGUAAUGAUUUGGUACAGAGCAAACCAAAACAAAUGCCAAACUCGAAUAUUGUGGUCCACCUAAACAAGCCGAAGUGUCGACCAAAGAUCAGUCAGAAAAGAGACCCAUAA